CCAUUGAGAACGAUUUUGAGCCAUGUCACCUAUUGUCUCCAGCCUUCAAUAGUUCUUACCAUCCCGAGCUAUCAAGCUAUACUGGCUGAGACUUAUGUCUCUUGAGGUUCUACCAUGCCAGACAGGUUGUUUAGAUAGCGGUUAAACAAAAAGCAGCUACCCAAUCCAACAUCAUGAUCAAUACAAAAUCACAAAAUUUCAUGCCGGAUCGGCCGUGGCCCGGAUUAACAACGACCGCGCUUCCUGCUGCCGUGUCACAGGGCAGGAUUGAUAAGUAUGCUACUGAGGCACACCAAACAAAAGAGAACGAACAAAAACAGGCCGCGUGUGACCGGCCACAAGCAGUUGUCCCUUGGGCUCUGCGGUCACGCAACCAACUUCCACGGUGUGGGCAGCCGGGAAGUAACAAUCGCCCUCACAACCCGAAACGCACGCGAAACCUCUCUCUACCAUCCCGAGGACCCCAAUCCACCAGGCAGUCUUCACCUCCCUAUGUGGCGUAGACUGAACUGUUGUGGAUUUCAU
Messenger RNA from Trichobilharzia regenti, 525 nucleotides. The record is from the annotation of a GenBank genome assembly. NCBI's taxonomy places the organism in Eukaryota, Metazoa, Platyhelminthes, Trematoda, Strigeidida, Schistosomatidae.